Molecule: messenger RNA, 599 nt
Organism: Limulus polyphemus (Atlantic horseshoe crab)
Lineage: Eukaryota; Metazoa; Arthropoda; Merostomata; Xiphosura; Limulidae
Product: zinc finger BED domain-containing protein 5-like
Exons: 1
Source: RefSeq, a predicted model, not a curated record
ACAACAAAAGAGCUCUUAUUACUUCAUAUCGCAUUAGCUACCGUAUAGCCAAAGAAGGUGAAUCCCAUACCAUAGCUGAAAAUUUAAUCAAGCCUUGUGUCAAAGAUUUUGUGGGAUGUAUGAUUGAUGAAAAAUACCUACAAAACAUUAAUUGCGUGCAUCUUUCAAAGAAUACAGUUUCUGGGCGUAUUGAAGACAUGUCAGCGUUUUGCGAAAAUGAAUUAAUAAGGCGAGUAAAGCUGAGUCCAACUUUUUCUCUCCAAAUGGACGAAUCCACUGAUGUUACAGGCUUGGCCAUUUUACUAGUGUUCAUUCGUUAUAUGCAUGAAUCUCGUAUUGUAGAAGAUAUUUUACUGUGCAAACCUUUAGCUACGCACACAACAGGGGAAGAAAUAUUUAAGUUGGUUCAUUUUUUUAUGAAAGAACACAGAAUUUCAUGGAAACAAUGUUCAAGCAUAUGUACUGAUGGAGUUGCUGCUAUGAUAGGAAAAAUUUUAGGAGUUGUAGCACGCAUGAAGAAAGAAAACCCGGAAAUUGAAAGUAUCCAUUGCCUUCUGCAUAGGCAUGCACUUGCCACGAAGCGAAGCGCAUGCCCUUAA